CCGCACUUGUUCUAGAAAACGAAUACACAACCUAGAGCAUAAACAAGUCGAUACGACGGAAUUUCCCGCAUUAAAAUGUCUUGUAACAGCGUGAAGGCGUUUUUCAAACAACAAUACGGUUUCACACCAUGGAAAGAAUCCGAUACGCUUAUGUAUCGUUUACGAUGCAAACCGCAGAAUGCGUUCACUCAAUUGCUCAGCACCGCCGACGACGAAGAAUAUUUCCGAGACACGCCUAUCUUUGCUUGCAAAAGCGCAACGCAAGAAGGGUAUGAGCAUUUUGUGGCCCUGGCAAAUGAGGAUGGCAAACUAGCAGUACACGAUUGCGAAACUAGAGCACGAUAUGGUACAACAGCCCACAAUAACGCCAUCUUCGAUUUGUCUUGGAUGUUUGAUCAAAUGAAGAUUGUGACUGCAUCAGGGGACCAUACCUCGAGGCUCUAUGAUUUCGGUGAAGGCGAGAUCCGACAAGAACGGAUAUUUUGCGGUCACUCGAGAUCAGUGAAAACAGUUUCGUUUAGAAAAGACGAUUCGAGUGUAUUUGCCAGCGGCAGUCGGGAUGGGAAUAUAAUUUUGUGGGACACAAGGACUACCCAGAACAGUUUGAUUGGCAAAGCUGAUAUUACCAUAAUAAAUUCCCAUUUGGGCAGUGCGACCCCAAGCAAAUUGAAAAAGAAAAACGUUCCUACGAACUCGGGUAUCAAGAGCGUCACUGGGUUAGUGUUUCAGGAUCAAAAUACUCUAAUAUCGUGCGGGGCAGGCGACGGUGUAAUCAAAGUGUGGGACUUGCGGAAACAUUAUGUUUCCGCGAAAAGGGAAUCGACACCGAAAUUAGUUAUUCCUUACGCGGGCAGCAGCGCCAAAAAUGGGUUUAGUAAUUUAGUGAUUGAUGCUACGGGGAUGAAGCUCUACGCCAACUGUCUGGACAAUAACAUUUACUGUUAUAACGUCGCCAAUUGUAAUUACGAGCUGAUAAUGAGGUAUAGCGGGCAUCAGAACAGCACAUUUUACAUAAAGUCGGCCCUGUGCAAACAGGGGAAUUAUUUAGUAAGCGGCAGUAGCGACGAAAGUGCUUACCUGUGGAACACAAAAUACCCCACACCCGUCGUUAAGCUGUCCGGGCAUUGUGCUGAGGUGACUUGCGUGGCGUGGUGCUGCGGCAAGCUGAACCCGUCCCUGAUUACGUGCUCGGACGACAUGACGCACAGGAUAUGGACGGUGGAUCACGAGGAGAACUCGCACGAAGCAAAUCGCGGCCGUGCCGAAAUUUUGUCGGUCAAACUGGCCGUUUCUUCGCACCGCAAACGAGCGCUUCCGCCAUAUUGUCACGAAAACACUCCAAAAAAACUGAUCUCGCAGUGUCGUAACUGCAAAACCGCCACAUUCAAGGACGUCCUCUGCGAGAAUUGUCUGUCGACGUCAUCGUUGAAACGCAAGGCAAGCGAUGACGUCGAGGACGAAUCGGUCGGCCACAAAUUCAAACGGUCUAACGUGGGCGCGUUAUCCAAAAGGCUAUUCGGCCAUUCGAUUUGCAAUAAUCGCGCGCUCGACGACGAAAGUAUAAACUUGAAAUCAUUGGAUACCGCUUUGGAUUCGUUUGGCACCGCCCCAUGUUCACCCACUCUGAACCUACCGAAUUACGUGAUAGAUGGUGCUGCGCCCCACUUAAACUAUUCGCCGGCAAAACAGAAGAGUCCUGACUGGUUAACGAAGAUCAGGAAAGAGCGUCACCUGAGGCAAGAGAUGUUGGAUCGGACCGUCGGACCAUCGUCGCCCAAGAUACCCAGACUCGAAACAUUCGCGAGAGGUAAGCGGUCGUCGACGACGCCCAAGAGCCCACUGUUAAGGUUUUUUAAGAUGACUACAAGCACGGGCAGGUGCGACACCGCACUGAGAUCACCCAAGACUCAGGAUUUUGGGAGCUUGGCGUACAGAUUGAGCCAGUGA
Messenger RNA from Cylas formicarius (sweet potato weevil), 1947 nucleotides. It is a transcript of the gene l(2)dtl, whose product is annotated as protein lethal(2)denticleless. Gene Ontology annotation, biological process: proteasome-mediated ubiquitin-dependent protein catabolic process; mitotic G2 DNA damage checkpoint signaling. NCBI's taxonomy places the organism in Eukaryota, Metazoa, Arthropoda, Insecta, Coleoptera, Brentidae. The record is from RefSeq and is a predicted model, not a curated record. Bases 76 to 1947 code for a protein of 623 amino acids. Gene Ontology annotation, cellular component: nucleus. The transcript is spliced from 3 exons. Gene Ontology annotation, molecular function: protein binding; protein-macromolecule adaptor activity.